ACUCACAAUGCGGAAUUUAUCAUUACUGUUAUUAUUUUUCUUAUCAACUGGAUUAUCUUACGUUCUUAGUGAAAAGACUUUAAUAUUAACACACGUUAUCUUCAGACAUGGUGACAGGACACCCGAUUACAGCUUCCAAAUACCAAAUAAUCCGUAUUCCAAUGAAACCUUCUUUCCUUACGGUCCGGGACAACUGACUUUGAAAGGAAAAACAAGAGCUUACAAUUUGGGAGUAUCACUGAGGAAACGUUAUUCAAGGUUUUUAGGCCCAGUUUAUUAUAACGGAUUGAUUGAUGCAACAUCCUCAUUCCUACCAAGAGCAGUAAUGUCUUUACAAUCAGUUCUUGCAGCCCUAUUUAAGCCAACAAAAAGGUGGCAAUUAAAAAGAACAAUUAAAUGGCAACCGGUUUAUUUCAAAGCACCAAGUCUCAAGGAAGAUAAAAUAGUUAUUCCAUCUUGUCCAAAAAUUUUCGAUGUGCAUACAGACUUUGAUGAAGAAUCUAAGGCAUUUUAUAAAUAUGUUAGCGAUUUUGUAGGAUUCAACGUUACAAAAUCUAUUGAAAUGAUGGCUAUACAUAACACGUAUCACGUUUUGGAUGAACAAGGUUUUUCUUUACCAAAAUGGGUUUUGGCCGUUUGGCCCGAACCUUUGUUAAGAUAUAGUUUGCAAUUUUGGAAAGACAUGAGCGAUCAAACUGUUCAAUAUGCUGUUGGGCCUUUAUUGAAGAAAAUUAAUGAUGAUACAAUGGCAAAGAUGAAAGGUACUUCUAUAGAUCAAUUGGAAUGUAAGAUGUAUUUAUAUUCAGGACACGAUAUGAAUGUUGUUGGUUAUCUGGGAGCUAUUGGAGUGUACAAAGAGGCACUCUAUAUUAAUUACUCUGCUUCCAUCAUGAUUGAAAUACAUAAAUAUACAGACACUUAUGGUGUCAAGGUAUUUUUUGAUAAUUCCGACGGAAUUGGACCAAUCCUUUUAAGAAUUCCCGCUUGUGGUGGUAUUGAUAUCUGCCCUUUGGAAAAGUACAUUGCAAUUACUAAAAAUAAAUAUGGCCCUAAGGAAUGGUGCGCUGCAUGGUUCAAAAACGUAAAAGGUGGUAUGCAACAACUUACGAGAGUUAAGCAUCAUGAUUGCACCAGACGUCAUUUGUUAAGUAUCCAAGAAUCCAAAAUAAAGAUCAUGUGGAGGUUAUUGUUUUUGCUGAGUGCGUACUUGGCUACAGUCUUUUCGGCUCCAGGAAUCGAAAGAGAAACGUUACUUCUUACGCACAUUAUUUUUAGACAUGGAGAUAGGACACCCGAUUUUCAUUUCUUCAAAACACCCAAUGAUCCUCUAGCUCAUGAAACAUUCUUUCCAUACGGUAGUGGACAAUUGACUUUAAAAGGUAAAAUAAGAGCUUAUGAACUAGGGGCUAAAUUGAGAAAAAGGUAUUCCAAUUUUUUGGGAGCUUUAUACUAUGCGGAUUUGAUCGAAGGCAUUUCAUCCUCUGCCCCGAGGUGUGUAAUGUCCAUGCAAUCCGUCUUUGCAGCUUUAUUCCCGCCAACUGAAGAGUGGCAACUCAAAUUUGGGUAUGACUGGCAACCAGUUUACUUCUUAUCGCCGAGCGUCAAUGAAGAUAAAUUAAUCUAUCCGUCAUGUCCAAAAAUAUUCGACGUCCAAAGUUAUAUGGACGGGGAGAAAGCAGAUUUCUAUAAAUAUGUUAGUGAAAACUUUGGUGUUAAUAUUACCACUUCUUUUGAUAUGCUUGGAGCUCAGAAUACUUAUCAAGUUUUGGGAGAACUAGGAUACAAUCUCCCAGAAUGGGUUUCCAAAGUUUGGCCUCAACCCUUCUAUAAAUAUGGUAUGGAAUUUUGGAAUGAAAUGGCUAGUCAAAAAGUACCAUACGCUAUAGGUAAUUUAUUAAAAAAAAUCAACGAGGAUACAAUGAAGAAGGUGACUGGAGAUUUAGUUCCAACUGAUCGUAAGAUGUUCUUGUAUUCUGGGCAUGAUCUCAACUUGGUUGCUUUCUUUGGAGCAAUUGGUGUAUACAAACAAAAUAUGUACAUUGAUUAUUCGGCUUCUAUUAUGAUCGAAGUCCAUAAAGUUAGAGGACGUUAUGGUGUGAAGAUAUUCUUUGAUAACGUCGAUGGAAAGGGACCUCAGCUUAUAAAGAUCCCAGCAUGCGCUUACCUUGAAAUAUGUCCUCUGGAAAUUUACAUUGCCAUAACUAAAGCACAAUAUGGACCUGAAGAUUGGUGUACAUAAACUAAUUAAUAUCAUAAAUAAAUAAAGAUAUUAUAAAUAAUCAAUGUUUUAAUCAUUAUAUAACACUUGUA
Messenger RNA from Nicrophorus vespilloides, 2310 nucleotides. RefSeq lists its product as uncharacterized. The transcript has 16 exons. Gene Ontology annotation, biological process: dephosphorylation. The coding region runs from base 8 to 2239 and encodes 743 amino acids. The record is from RefSeq and is a predicted model, not a curated record. Lineage: Eukaryota; Metazoa; Arthropoda; Insecta; Coleoptera; Silphidae. Gene Ontology annotation, molecular function: phosphatase activity.